GCUCUCUCUCUCGGCGCGACUGAGUCUAAAGUGCUCUGAGCCAUGCCUGGCCACAGCACAGGGCCCCCCCAGUCGUCCCGCCAUCACAAACAGCACCCCUCCAGCUCCAGAGCAGAUGGCUAUCGGCAAGGUCGGACCAUAUCCAGGGAUAGUGCCACCAGCCAAGAGUCUUGCAAGGGCCACCUCGGGGAGCACACCCAGGAGCACCACACGGACUAUUUCCGCCACUCGGACGCUAAGCACGGGCGUAGGGACCACCCACGUAAUACCAAUGGGAGGGGGUCAGAGACGAUAGGUUUUAUUCCUGGGUCAGCAGAUAAGGCGCCUGCCGGCAGACAUGCCUGCGGCUCCUGUGCCUCCAUGGGCUGGGGUGGUUGUAAGGCCCUCAUCUGCUGCGUGCUGACCUGUGGAUUUUACGGCAGCCGAGAGCCGUGCCUGCCUGUUAACGAGAGCUCCACUGACCAACCCCCGAAAUCGCCCGGCGAGUCUCGCCCUCCCAACGGCAUGGCUGUUUCCAACCCCACUUGUGGCAUCCCUUUAGAAUCCAGCAAGCCUGCCAAACCCUCCAAACUGCCCACCAGCGAUAGCUUCCGCUACCAAGACGUGCGUAUCGCGGGGCAGACUGUGGUGUAUCCGUAUUCUAACCCCAGACGGACCCAUGCUGCGGGCAAGGGGGACAGUCAGCGACCGGUCAGCAACACCAGCCUGUACUCCCGUGAGGACCUCGACCUGGAUGACCUGAGCGACACAGGCACAGACAUUGACUCUCUUAUCACCAAGAAGCUGCUGGAGCUUUACGCCCUGCACCAGAUCGACCAGCUGGCCAAGUGCACCUCUGACUCCUCUUUCUCCCGCAAAACCAACGAGAUCAGCGAGCUCAUCUACAGCAUCGCCCAGGACUACAACCUGGAGGAGCAGGAGGCUGAGUGCAAGCUGGUACAUGGCGUCAUCCGCAUUAGCACACGAAAAGGAAAGAGGAACAAGAACCUCCAGUCUACGGUGCAGAGACCCAAUGGCCGGAGCGAUGGAACCCUUCCCGACAGCGGCAAUGAAACCAUGAUCUGCACCUUAAUGAGCAGUGAUUUGCCUGAGGUGAAAGUUUCAGAGCAGACGUCGUCAGAUGAGCUAGCAAGAAAAAUGAGACACUACAACAGCAGAACGUACUCCUCCAGCAGUGCCACAGCCUACUCUCCCUAUCAACAUGAAACUGAAACGGACUCCUCGGGAGCCCCUCUGCUACAUGUUCUCUGA
Messenger RNA from Lampris incognitus (smalleye Pacific opah), 1251 nucleotides. RefSeq names its product keratinocyte differentiation factor 1a (gene kdf1a). Gene Ontology annotation, cellular component: cell junction. The record is from RefSeq and is a predicted model, not a curated record. Gene Ontology annotation, biological process: regulation of epidermal cell division; keratinocyte development. NCBI's taxonomy places the organism in Eukaryota, Metazoa, Chordata, Actinopteri, Lampriformes, Lampridae. The transcript has 4 exons. Bases 43 to 1251 code for a protein of 402 amino acids.